Monoraphidium neglectum is the source of this 633-nucleotide messenger RNA. RefSeq lists its product as hypothetical. The transcript is spliced from 2 exons. The coding region runs from base 1 to 633 and encodes 210 amino acids. The record is from RefSeq and is a predicted model, not a curated record. NCBI's taxonomy places the organism in Eukaryota, Viridiplantae, Chlorophyta, Chlorophyceae, Sphaeropleales, Selenastraceae.
AUGUCGAUGCUCCUCGUGGUGCUGCUUUGCGCUGCAAGUGUCGCAGCCGCAGCGGCGCCGACGCCUGCAGCGGCCCACAAGCAUGCGGAGGAUAAGGCCAAGAGGCCCAGCGCCCUUCAGCCGUCGCUGACUGUUGUGAACCACACGGAGGGCGGCAUUAACGUGCGCGUGUGCGCCGGGUCAAAGGGCGGCAGCGGCGGCUUCAGCGUCCAGUGGCUAUCGGAGGACCACUACUCGGCAAACGGCAACGCCUGGCCCAAGAACCCCAAAAACCCGGACAUCUGCCACGGCAGGUUCGAGGCCCGCCCCACCUCCCGCUUCAACCUCAAGCCCAACGGCUGCGCGAUCGUCGGCGUCGGGGACGCCUUUGUCCCCGAGAGCGGCGCCUCCGUCGACUGCCCGCGGAUCCUGCCAAUCAACAAGAAGUGGCGGCUCCGCGCGUCGACGAAGACGGUCACGCGCACGAUCAUCAACCCCUAUGCCCAGCCGAGCGAGACGAUUGAGGCAACCACCCUGUCCUGCCGCCACGACCUGACGAUCGGCUGCCAGGCAAACGAGAAGUGCGUGCUCACGCCCCUGGGCCGCAAGUGCGCCUGCAAGGUCGAGCGCUCCCCUGGCGUCUGCGCGCCAUAG